Quercus lobata is the source of this 2054-nucleotide messenger RNA. Its product is annotated as nucleolar protein 56-like. The record is from RefSeq and is a predicted model, not a curated record. The coding region runs from base 150 to 1781 and encodes 543 amino acids. Gene Ontology annotation, cellular component: small-subunit processome; box C/D methylation guide snoRNP complex. Lineage: Eukaryota; Viridiplantae; Streptophyta; Magnoliopsida; Fagales; Fagaceae. The transcript is spliced from 8 exons. Gene Ontology annotation, molecular function: snoRNA binding.
AAAGGGUAAUUCCUCGUCAUAUAUAUAUAAACCCUAAACACAGAUUUCAGACCACGAUAAAAAUCUUAAACCCUAGCCCAAUUUUUCUCUCUUUAACCCGCCGAUUCUCACAGUAGAGAGAUAGAGAGAGAGAAAAGGGUUUUAGAUCAAUGGCGUUGUUUCUUCUAUACGAGUCAGCUUCUGGGUACGCAUUAUUGCACGCCCAUGGCCUCGAUGAAAUUGGGCAGAACACUGAGGCGGUUCGGAACUCCAUAACUGACCUGAACCGGUUCGGAAAGGUCGUCCAGCUCACUGCUUUUCACCCAUUCGAGUCUGCCCUCGAUGCUCUCAAUCAGUGUAACGCUGUGUCAGAAGGGCUAAUGACUGAUGAGUUGAGGAGCUUUUUGGAGCUUAAUCUCCCGAAAGUCAAGGCAGACAAGAAGCCAAAAUUCAAAUUAGGAUUAGUUGAUACUAAGAUUGGGUCACAUAUCCAUGAAGUGACUAAAAUUCCUUGUGAAAGUGGUGAUUUUGUUCAUGAGCUGCUUCGUGGUGUGCGACUACAUUUCAGUAAGUUCUUAAAGGACCUAAAGCCUGGAGACUUAGAAAAGGCCCAACUUGGUCUGGGGCACAGUUACAGCAGAGCCAAAGUCAAGUUCAAUGUUAACCGAGUUGACAAUAUGGUGAUUCAAGCAAUCUUCCUUCUUGAUACUCUUGAUAAGGAUGUCAACUCCUUUUCCAUGAGAGUCAGAGAAUGGUACUCGUGGCAUUUUCCUGAGUUGGUGAAGAUUGUCAAUGACAACUAUCUUUAUGCAAAAGCUGCAAAAUAUAUAGAGGAUAAGUCAAAGUUGACUGAAGACAAAAUCCCAGGCUUGACAGAUAUACUUGGAGAUGAGGAUAAGGCCAAGGAGAUUUUAGAAGCUGCCAAGGCUUCCAUGGGGCAGGAUUUGUCCCCAAUUGACUUGAUUAAUGUCCAGCAAUUUGCACAGAGGGUAAUGGACCUGUCCGAGUAUAGGAGGAAGCUUUAUGAUUAUCUAGUCACAAAAAUGAGUGAUAUUGCACCCAAUUUGGCCUCUUUAAUUGGUGAAGUAGUUGCUGCUCGCUUGAUUUCUCAUGCUGGUAGUCUUACAAAUUUGGCCAAGUGCCCUUCGUCUACCCUUCAGAUCCUUGGAGCAGAGAAGGCACUCUUCAGGGCAUUGAAAACCAAGGGAAACACACCCAAGUAUGGUCUGAUAUUCCAUUCAUCUUUUAUUGGUCGGGCAUCUGCAAAGAACAAAGGCCGAAUGGCUCGUUAUCUUGCAAACAAGUGUUCUAUUGCAUCACGAAUUGAUUGCUUUGCAGAGAAUGGAUCUACUGUUUUUGGGGAGAAACUUCGUGAACAAGUUGAGGAGCGACUUGACUUUUAUGACAAUGGAGUUGCACCUCGUAAAAAUAUUGAUGUGAUGAAAGCUGCAAUUGAAAUUAAUCAAAACAAAGACACAGAGAUGGAAACGGAAGAAGUUCCAACAGAAGCUUCAGGAAAGAAAAGCAAGAAAAAGAAAUCAAAAGCUGCAGCUGCAGAGAAUGGUGAGGCUAUGGACGAGGAUAAAGAAGCUUUGGAAGAUUCUAAAUCAGAAAAGAAGAAGAAAAAGGAGAAACGAAAGAUGGAGCAACAGGAUAAAGAUGUGAAGAACUCAGAUGAGCAGGACGGAACAGCUAAGAAGAAGAAAAAGAAGAGCAAGGCUGAAGAUGGAGAGGACCUGCAGUCUGCCAGUGAAAUUAAAAAGAAGAAGAAAAAGAAGUCAAAAAAUGAAGAUGAUGAGUGAAUCAGGGAUAAAAGUCCAGUGAGAUAUCUUUGUUAAAUUGUAGAAAUGGGUCACUUUCCUGUCUGAAUUAUGGAUUGAUAUUAGGCAUUUAAAAACUUUCCAGAUGCAGCACUCUAUUUUGAUCCAAUUUUGUGUUUGACAUCAGUAUCUUCUGUUUUUUGUUUUUAAGAUUUUAGUAUGGCACUAUGACUAUGGUAGGAAGUAGGAACCUAUUUAUAUCGAGUAAUCAAUUCAAAUUGAAGUAAUUCAUGGGUUCCUUUAACAUUGUUAUCA